Molecule: messenger RNA, 733 nt
Organism: Tarenaya hassleriana
Lineage: Eukaryota; Viridiplantae; Streptophyta; Magnoliopsida; Brassicales; Cleomaceae
Product: stress enhanced protein 1, chloroplastic-like
Exons: 4
Coding region: 67-507 (146 amino acids)
Biological process (GO): cellular response to high light intensity
Source: RefSeq, a predicted model, not a curated record
AAUCAUCCUCUGACCAGAGUGGCGCCUUCCGGCCUUCGUGAUUACUCGGUCUCUACACCUCGUGAAAUGGCCUUAGCUCAAUUCUCUGCGUAUCUCUCCUUCCCCCUUCACAAUCAUGGCGCGAUGAGCUUAACCAGAAUGACGAACCCUAGAUGUUGGGUUCGUGUUCCAGGCCUUGGUGGAAGCCGCUCCACCUUCGCUUCCGGUUCUCCUCUCUUGCCGGAAAAUUUGAGAAUUCAUGGUGGAGGAAGACGUAGAAACAGAGCGGCGUCAGUUUCGAUAAGGUGUGAGCAAAGCCCCGAGGGAAGCAACAGUUUGGAUGUAUGGCUCGGACGCAGUGCCAUGGUUGGCUUUGCCAUCGCCAUUACUGUCGAAACAGCCACUGGCAAGGGACUCCUCCAGAAUUUCGGAGUAGCGGCCCCAUUGCCUACAGUGGCCUUGGCACUCACAGGGUUCAUCGGCGUUCUAACCGCUGUGUUCAUCUUCCAAUCUGGUUCUAAAUCCUAACUACCCUUCCUUAUGGUAUCCACAUGUUUUCCUUCAUCGUCCGAAAAUGUCAAGAAUUUCUUGUUCAUGAGUAUCCCGAUCCUUUUCAGCUUUAGUUGAACCAUAUAUAUAUAUAUAUAUUCUUCCUCCUUAUCAGAAUAUGCAACUCCACAUUUUACAUAUCACAUUCAUGGUCUCUUUUCUUGUCACAUAUAGGAAGAUCUUCAAGAACAAACAUUGCAUAUUG